UGAUAACCGUCGAGGCCGAUUCCUCCUUAUCAACUCCCACUUCACCUUCUUCAACUAGGCCACGCCGGGCGGUCCGGUCCGUUGGCUGACAAUGGACUCGGAUCCGCUCAAACAUCUCGAGUUUUUCUCGAUGACCAACAACCAAACGGCGAACCCUGUGGAUCAAGCAUAUCUGUCCGGCACCUCGGCGCAGCCGCCAUCAAUAUGGGAUACCACAGGACUGAAUCUCAACCCCGGCUUCGGUGUGUCGCCGUCGGCCCUCGACCUUGCUUCAACAUCAAUGUCGCCCACGCAAAGAGUCCAGUCCAGGCCGAUCCUACCCGCCCGGGGUCCGAGAACACGGGAAGGCCACGAGAGGAAGCGGUCCAGGCUGAGCUCGGAUGCGAGCACCCCGUUGGACUCGGUUGAUUACUGGCUCAACUUCGACAAGGACGAUGGUCUUGUCAGCAUACCCGAGGAUCAUGAGCCUCCGCGGCACAAAGUCGAGGGAAAGGACAACGUCUCUGCGACGAGCCGACCCACCAAUCCAGAGCCGCCGAGUUCUACGCGUAAGCAUGACGAGUUCAUCGACGACGACAGCGCGCUCGACAAUGCACUGUCAGACGACGACGGCUUCUCGUCUAUCAACCUUGCCGACCAGCUCUCCAGAAUCGAUACGGCACCGCCCCAGGAGGUCCCACCGCGCGAGGGUCUCUACUCGACGCCACUCAGCUGGGAGAGGCCGCAGCCGGGGAUACGCAUGGACUCGCUGAUUGGCCUCCACAGCUCAGCCCUGAACGAAGCCGAGCAGAGACGCCUGAUCGCCAUCGCCAUGAACCCCGGGCCGAGCAUGGGAGGGCUGGGUUCAAAUAUCAACCUCAACCUCAACCUCGACGGGCCUGCUUCCGGCAUGGGCUUUGGGUCUGGCCUCGGAAGCGGUGGCACAAUCCCAGGACCGAAACCAGUGUCUCCGCCGCAGCCAACAACAUCGCAUCCCCGUCCAGCACCGCCCAACGCGCCGAAGAGGCAGGAUAGCGCGAGCGAGAAGGGCAAGGAGAAGGCGAAGUCCGGGGACCGGACCGCGCACAACGACAUCGAGCGGAAGUACCGGACCAAUCUGAAGGACAAGAUCGCUGAGCUGAGGGACGCGGUGCCCGCCCUGCGUGCAAUACCGGAAGAAGGGGGGCCGGACGACGGAUCACGGCCGCCGAGGCCAGCCAAAGUCAGCAAGGGGACUGUCCUGACAAAAGCAACCGAAUACAUACACCACCUCGAGCGGCGAAACAAGCAGAUCAUGCAGCAGCACCGAGAGCUCUCGCGAAGGUUGCAGGCGUUUGAACAGCUCCUCAGCGCGACGGCGCGGUCUUCAUACGCGAUGCCGACCUACAGCAGGACUCUAUUUGAUCCGAGAGGCUUCUGCUAGCUGUUCCUAUAAAAAAGAGAUGUUUCUUGCGCGCACGAUUCUCCGAAUGACAUGUUGUCAAAAAUACAAGGGGAAUUCCGAGGGUGAAGCUCAAGGCGGCAAAAGAAAAUAAAAAGGGUAAAAAAGGGGGAAA
Thermothielavioides terrestris NRRL 8126 is the source of this 1535-nucleotide messenger RNA. RefSeq lists its product as uncharacterized. The record is from RefSeq and is a predicted model, not a curated record. Gene Ontology annotation, molecular function: protein dimerization activity. NCBI's taxonomy places the organism in Eukaryota, Fungi, Ascomycota, Sordariomycetes, Sordariales, Chaetomiaceae. The transcript is spliced from 5 exons. The coding region runs from base 92 to 1402 and encodes 436 amino acids.